AUGCUACAAAACGACUCCCAUUCUUCUUCCACAUCUCCAUUGACAGUUCAUUCAAAGCAUGCAUUAAAUCAACACACAAAAGACAAAGACUACGACACAUCCGAAUCUGCUCGCCGUUCUCUAGAAGAACAGUUGAAUGAGAUGCUCCAAGUCUUGUUCGAAUUGAGCGUGGUUGUUUAUGAUUUCCAACCUGAAGGCAAUAAACUUGUGUGGGAUAAAAUUAAUGCCAUUACAGAUCACUAUCAGAAAAUGGAUGAACUCAAGGAUGGACUCGAGGCAUUUGUACCAGAGGAAGUUAUAAACUAUGUAGAAAAUGGAAAGAAUCCAGAUAUCUUCACCCAGACCUUUGUAGAAAGAGCUGCAAGUGAGAAUCAAUUUACGAAUGGCAAGAUCAAGGCAGUGGAUAGCUUCCGGAAUAUUCUGUCAAAUGAAUUCCUAAAAUCCUUUCCCGAACUGUCUGAACAAGAAUAUGACUUUGAUGCUCUGAUGCAACACAACCAACCCAAUUCUACACAGUAACAUUCUUUUUUUUUUUUGCAAACAUUGAUAAUGAUAAUUAGCAUACAAAAUAUUAAUACUAUCGUUAUUCUUAUUUUGCUAAUCAUGGUAGAGAGUAGUCGGUAGUUACCAACAGUAGCGCACCUCUCCCAUUAUUUUCAUACGCUUUUUUUCAUAUAUAUAUUUCUGUACAGAGUUGACCUGUAAUUUUUGCUUCAUAUACGAUCUGCUUUAAAAAUGUACACCUUUUUUUUUGGCUUUU
Molecule: messenger RNA, 760 nt
Organism: Phycomyces blakesleeanus NRRL 1555(-)
Lineage: Eukaryota; Fungi; Mucoromycota; Mucoromycetes; Mucorales; Phycomycetaceae
Exons: 4
Coding region: 1-519 (172 amino acids)
Biological process (GO): regulation of transcription by RNA polymerase II
Cellular component (GO): mediator complex
Molecular function (GO): transcription coregulator activity
Source: RefSeq, a predicted model, not a curated record